Messenger RNA from Rhodamnia argentea, 695 nucleotides. RefSeq lists its product as uncharacterized. The record is from RefSeq and is a predicted model, not a curated record. The transcript has a single exon. Lineage: Eukaryota; Viridiplantae; Streptophyta; Magnoliopsida; Myrtales; Myrtaceae. The coding region runs from base 63 to 527 and encodes 154 amino acids.
UCUCAUCUUCCCCAAACCCCAAUCCAGGACACCCUCUUCUCUCUUUGCUUCCCCAAAACCAGAUGCCUCUAGACGAGGGGAAGCCGAAGAAGCUCGACCACGAGGUCCGGGACAUGGUCUCGGCGAUCGUGGGCCGGAUCCCCGACCUCCACAGGCCCGGCGGCUCGAGCCUGACAUCCGAGGAGGACGACGACCUCGGCGUGAGGAUCGUCACGCUGGCCGGGCACAACAUCGGCGCCACCCUGAAGAGCGAGAUGGACGAGAAAUCGGGCGGCCCCGAUGAGGAGCUCGACUCGAUGAGCACGUACGUGAACAGCAACUUCCAGGCCGUGAACAACUCGAUCAUGAUGGGCGGGAGCUACACGACCAACGACCCCGGCGUGCAUUUGGAUGUGUCCGACUUUGUGGAUCACUUCGAGAGGGACCAUGGCAAGCCAGGGAAGCAUGGCAAGAAGGAGAAGAUGAAGAAGAAGAAGAAGAAGGAAGAUGAAGAAGAAGAAGAAGGACAAGGAAAGCGGGAAGAGUGACCAGCAGACUGAGCAUUCUGCUUGAGCACACUCAACAGUUUGUUUGUUUCUCUGCUGAAUUGCUUGUUGAUGCUGUUUUCUGCGCCGAAUAAGCUUUCGUGUAACCGUGAGGGUGCUUUGUUUUGAAGUUACCAUGUUUUACACCAAUGGAGUGUAGAGUCAUUUCCA